Molecule: messenger RNA, 1284 nt
Organism: Catharus ustulatus (Swainson's thrush)
Lineage: Eukaryota; Metazoa; Chordata; Aves; Passeriformes; Turdidae
Product: small integral membrane protein 10-like protein 2A
Exons: 2
Coding region: 32-238 (68 amino acids)
Source: RefSeq, a predicted model, not a curated record
GCGGCGCGGCCGCGGGAGCAGGGGCGGGUUUAUGGCGGCGGCUCUGUCCGCGCUCGCUGCCAGGCUCUCCCAGUCGGCCGCGGCCAGGUCCUACGGCGUGUUCUGCAAGGGGCUCACCAGGACCCUCCUCAUCUUCUUCGACCUGGCCUGGAAGCUCCGCAUCAACUUCCCCUACCUCUACAUCGUCGCCUCCAUGAUGCUCAACGUGCGGCUGCAGGUCCACAUUGAGAUCCAUUGACAUGUGACUUGGUGUGCUGCUUCUGCUGUAUGCUGCAACUAGAGUCAGUCAUACUUCAGCCUGUUGUGAAGCAGCAAAGCUGUGCUCGUGUGCUCUAGGACUAUGAAGAAAGAAGAUUUUACCCAGAAACAAGUAUGUGACAAUGGCCCAGAUCAUCACAAGCCAGCAGCUCAUCUGACACACGUGCAUUCCAUGUUGGACAGUUCUCAAAAUCAUAGUAGCAGUUUACAAGAAUUAUAUAACACCAGGAAUUGUUCUCUCUGUAAUACUAUACCUCUGUCUUCUGUUGGCAAGGAAAUGCCUCUGAGUUUCAGUGAAUCAGCAGGGAUGAACUCAAGUGCAGCUGCUCCUUGGAAGGAUUCAUUUCAUCUGCAUUUUUCUUCUGGGAAAGACAGUCUCGAUAGGGUUUCUCACUGCAUCGGUGGCAUUUCAGUAACAGGCUGGCUGGAAGAAGCUCAUAACAUCUCUGGAGACUUCAGCUCAUGCUGCCCAGGAGACAACUUUGUAUGUUUUGCACAAUUCUGUCUGGGAAAUUUGCGGUAUAAUAAAAACCUGUGGCUUCUGGAAUUAGAAAUAAGCAGUAGCAAAGAGAAUGAAUUGCAGUUUGUAUUUUUUAAAGCACUGGAGCUUGGUGGACUCCCUGAUGCCUGUUCUAAUCCAGUUGCCUUUCUGAACAACUCUGCUAUGGGACUCUCAAACAACCAGAAACCAUGUUUUUUUCUUUGUUGCUUAAAUGUUGUAUCUUCAGAGCAAACACCUGGAUAUGAGCAAAUGCUUUUGAAUAUACAAUAUGUGACUAAUUAUUUUCACAUCACACAGCUAGUAAUCUCUGUGCUAGCUUUUGCACUAGCAGAUCUCUGGUAUGCAGUAGUGAAGGUAAAAAAAGUAUUGAGAUUUUAAUAAUUACUAUUUUUAAUAUUAACAGAAAAUAAGAGACAAGGUUACAGUUCAGGUUUUAGUGAGAAUUAGAUAGCUGAAGUAAAAACUAUAGUUGUAUAAUUGCUAGUUAAACUGGCUGUUGGAAGAAUAGGGACUUUUUUUUGGUA